Messenger RNA from Pisolithus orientalis, 975 nucleotides. RefSeq lists its product as uncharacterized. NCBI's taxonomy places the organism in Eukaryota, Fungi, Basidiomycota, Agaricomycetes, Boletales, Pisolithaceae. The record is from RefSeq and is a predicted model, not a curated record. The coding region runs from base 1 to 975 and encodes 324 amino acids. The transcript has 11 exons.
AUGCCAGUUGACCUUAUUGACUUGAAUGGCCCUGUCCUAUUAGACAGAUGCAUCAACAAAGUUCUGCCCAUAUGUAAUGGGCACACUGAAGAUAUCAAGGGAUUCCCAGUCUCAGAUAUCAGGAAGGCUCUCAUAGAUUACACAGCAUGUAAACAGGAGGAUGACUUGUACCAGCCCUUCAUCCUGGUGUUCAACACUGCUCUUGCACACCUGAAGAGGCUGAAGAUCAAUGAUGCUAGACUCGGCAGUUGCGAUGAGCAUGAAUACUUCGUGUCGAAGUACCAAGCUUCCAAACCAAAGUUUUUGAAGAUCAACAAAGAUGGAAAUGAACUGGAAGAAACAGAGCUGCCAGAGGUUCCUGUUGCUGAGCAAGCAACACUUGCAGAACAGGCUCUGCAUAAAUCAGCUUGCAAGACAACUCAGGAAAGCACUCAAAUGGCAUCCAGGAAAUGCAUGUUGGAGGCUGAUUCUGAGUCUCAUGUGCACAUUAUGUUCUUGCUAGCAACAACAUUUGGAUUUGGUAUUAUGACCACCAAGGCCUCAUCAGUGUGGCAGGUGAUUGAAUUUGGAGGACUGGGGUCGAAACACAGCCUUUCCAUGCUAUCAAAGAAGGUUCUUGGCCUCGAGAACCCUGAGAAAGGUAGCCAGAGGCUCGUCCUGCUCAUAUUCAAGAAGCUUUCACCAAUCAAAGAGCUCCAAGGUGACAAACUGGUCGAUGCAUGGUGGCAGUGUGUUUUGUGUCACUAUACCCUCUGGAGGGAGGGGAUCCAUCAUCAUGAUACUGGAACAAUGCCAUUCAUGGCGAUUGAUCUCCUCCAGAAAGAUGGCCAGGAUGGCAAAGUGAAGCACCAAUACCACCAUGAUAUUGAAUCAUUCAUCUACAUAUUCAUCUGGAUUUCCCUGCAGUACAAGGAUAGCAAGUUGGGGUGCAAGGGCAUCGCAUGCAAGACAAACAGAGAGCUCAGGGACAUCUGA